This is a messenger RNA of Xenia sp. Carnegie-2017, 5284 nucleotides long. RefSeq lists its product as uncharacterized. Lineage: Eukaryota; Metazoa; Cnidaria; Anthozoa; Malacalcyonacea; Xeniidae. The transcript is spliced from 9 exons. Gene Ontology annotation, cellular component: cytoplasm. The record is from RefSeq and is a predicted model, not a curated record. Bases 141 to 5084 code for a protein of 1647 amino acids.
AUUGUUGCUGAUCUUUAAAAGAAGCUUGAAAGGCGAACAAAUAUACUUUCUUAGCUGAAAACAAGUUUUGUUCGUUCAUUGAAAAGCUUAAAUUGUCGCUCAAGACAUCUGCCAACUUAGCUAGCUACACAACGCAGAACAUGGCGUCGGGCACUGCUCCCAAUAACAGACGUUUUUUGCGGGCAGCCACAAUCUUGGAAACGAUCAACGAAGAGAAUCUGUAUGAGAUUUUCGUGAAUCAUGAAUAUACGGAUGAAGUCCUUAACUGUAUAGAAACGCAAAGUGAAAUGCGCGACGAGUUACAGGACUCGAACAUUUCAAAAGGUGCCGCACUUAAAUUUACCAAGCAAUGGUUCAAACAAAAGACAUCUCCUUCAGGAAUAUCUACUAAACCACUACUAAACGUAUCCACCAAAAUAUCCACUACAGAGAAAUUAAAAGCUGCAGAACGAGCUGGAAACCCAAAUUCAGAAGCGCAAGAAAUGACAAUAUCCCAAAAGUCUAAACGAAUACAUGGAGCAAUACAACUUGAUGAUUUGUACAGAAUUGAAAAAAAUAAAUGGGAAGUUGUUAUCAGGACACAAGGAAAGUCACAGCCUAUUAAAGCGACUGAUGUGAACCGACAUGUUAAAAAUACACUAACGAAGAAGUAUAAUGAGUGGAAAGAAGAAAAGAUCACAAACAACAAAACGAGUAGUUUAAUUUCAAGACUUUAUGAUAAUAUGAAAUCGGUAGAUGUUCAGGUGCUCAGUACGAAUGUGAGAAAUAGUUUAAAAGAUCUUAAUUUCAAAGAAAAUAGUUUUAUUCUGAUAGCAAACAAAGUUCCACAAGAAUACAGAGACUCGAACAUUUUGGCAUUUUUAAAAAUGAUACCUUGGCUUGCGGUCUUCGAUCUGUUUGACAUUAAAACAGAGAAGGAUGGCCUUUAUUUUAUUGUAAAUGAAACAAAUGAUCGAGCAAAACCAAUAAAGAAAGAACUACAUGACUUCAGUGAUUCCAAAAAAAAUGAAGAACUCUUAAAAGUUGAUACAACUUGGAUCACCCGUGGUGAGGAGUUUCAUGAGAAAAACUGGACACGAUAUUCCAAAGAUUCGUUGUACAAAGCGUUGUCAGCCUUUUGUGACUGCCCUACGGGACAUCCGCAUUGUGUUUUUCUGUUGAUGAGCGAUACGAAUUUAAAAGAAAUGGCUUGCAUUAUCGAGGCGUCAUUCAGCAUUAUUCAAGGAAAUGAUGCUCAUAAGCAUAUCAGUGUCAUAUCUGAGAAGAAAGAACUUAGGGCGAACUUGACAAAACUUUUAGAUGAUGACAUUAAUAAAGAUAUAAAACCUCCAUGCUCUGUUUUUGGAGUUCCAAUGAACGUUCUUAAGAGCAUAAUUAUGGAGCUAAUUGGAGAAGACGAACUAGAAGAACCCGAUGCAACAGUUGAGCUACCGUAUAUACAUGGUCACCAUCGUCCAGUGCUCAAUAAAAGAAUUAAGUCACUUACUGAUUUGGAUAUUUAUCUUCCACGCCCCCCGUUGAGUAAAAAUUUAGAAGAGAUUAAAAAGGCAAAGAAAAAUUUUUACAUGGGUAACGCUAUUAGUCAGUUAAAUCUCUUUUAUCGUGAUGCAAUUGAUCGAACCCUAGAAACUAAACUGUCCAGUCGUAUCGACGAACAUUUACGAAAUUUGUCCAGUCUUGAAAGUUUUUGUAGAAGUAGUGACGAUGAGUUUUUUGUCGAAACAGUGACCAUGCGAUAUGAAUCUGGUUCAGGAGCAACAACUCUUGGACGGCAGAUCUUAUGGAAGAAAAGAGACACUUACAGAUGCGCUGUUGUGAAAAAGAUCACAGACGCAACACAUUAUCACAUUACUCAAUUACAAAAAUUUCUAUAUGAAACUUCUGACUUCGACCCUUUACAUAUUCCACCGGUUUUAGUAUUUGUUGACAACUUUUCCGAACAGCAAGUGCACCGCUUAAGCGACAAACUGAUGACAAGUAAAACCAAAUGUCUUAUUUUAAAUACUGUGCCUGUUGGCAAGCAAACAAAUACUGAAGUUGACGACUUUCUCCUGGGAAAGCUGGAUGAUACUGAAAAAAGGCUAGUUUUAGGGGUUCUUAAUAGCUUAGAGAGCACUUUCCAGAAUGAACGCAUAACAAAGGCAGCGAAGGUUCUCGACCGCGAAGGAAGAUUCAUGUGGCUUGGUUUGGAAUUAUUUGGACGCGAAUAUGCAGACAUAGAAAAACGUUUGGAAAAACACAUUGAUGAAAUUCUAUUGUCGAUGGAUCAACUGAAAGAAGCGUAUCGGAUGAUUCUACAUUUCUGCUGUUUGUUAGACUAUUACAACAAACGCCGAUCUAUAUUUCCUCAACCAUGCGUCGAAGUCAUUCUUAGUUUGAAAGCUUCAAAAAUGGAUACAAUUCAUGAACAGUUUGGCGGACUCUUACUGGAAGAUUUUAAUGAAUCAGUGGGAUACUAUGGAUGGCGACCAGCCCACUCACUAGUGGGAGAGGUUGUACGUGAAAAAAUUGAUCUUUUCAACACUGCCAAAAAGUUGAUGGAGCAAAUAAAGAAUAAGAGUACAUAUGUCAACAAAUAUCUAACGGAAGACAUCGUAACUGUUUUCUUACAACGUGAGAAAAUUUCUGAAAGCCUUUUCGAUGAUAAUGACAGCGAUAACAGUGAAGAUGAACUGGUUGGCAUAUUAGAAGUGAGGACAAGGUACUCGCAACUAAUCUUGGACGUAUUGUCAAGCGAAGAGGUCAAGAACGUGCGUGAUGCAUUCGAUCUUUUGAUCAUGUUAAAUGAAACAGUUGAAACCACCCAGCUAAAAGCACGCACACUUCAACAGAUUUCCAGGAUGUUUGCCUACGAAAUUGGAAUGAGCACACUUUCAGAAGAGCUUUUUCCCAUUAUAGAACGUUUGAAUAAGAUAGUAAAACUGCAAGAAAACUUACUAAGAAAUGGGUUUGAUAUUGCCCAUAGAAUAAUAGAUCAAUCAAUAAAAAUGCAACCGUCAUAUCUUCAUCAUGUUGUUACGAAAGCAACAUUUUACAGAAGCCAGCUUAAAUACCUUCAUGAAAACGUCAAACGAAAACUAUCAGAAACCGACGAGUUGAAGUUUUUGAUCGAGGAAGCAAUUGAUACAACAAGAAAAGGAAUUGAUCUGUACGACGAUACAUUAAAGACAAGCAAUCGCGACAGUUAUUUACAUGCUAUGAUAGGGAAAAUACACACAAUAGUCGUCGUUGUGGAGAUGUUCAAGAACUUGCCUCAUUUUUUGCAUCAUGAUGAUGGUCCUGAUGAAAGUUAUCGAGAGUACCUGACAUUUCAUAAGCAUCCCAAGCAGCUGAGAGACUUGAUACAAGAAGAAAACCUUGACUAUUUUAUUUUCCUUACAAAGAGCGCUGUUCAAGCCUUCAACGACUUUUUCGGUGAAAUAAAGUUUCAGCGUAAGCUUUCAUUCAAAAAACAUGAAAUGAAGGAAUUAGAAAAUGCCCAAAUUCGACUAAAAAAGUUAAGGACAAAGUUUUACAAAUUGACAAAUCUUGAUCGAACCAGCAUUGAACAAGGAUCGGUGUUGAACGAGGAUAUUGUUUACGACCUUUUGUACAAACAUCACGAAAAUCCCUUUAGUUCAUGGGCAAGAUUAACUUCGCAGCAUGUUGAAAUUAUAUAUAUCCUCCUUAAAGACGAAGUCCAACAAGAAAGCAGCUCUCAUAAUGCAAUGCUAACAUUUGUUAAAGCAGCGAUUCGACAAGACAUCGACAUCGACACUUUAUCAAAAAUGGUGCAAUCAUGGUGCAAGAGGUGCCCUAAAUCAUCUUGGGCACAUAUGUUUAAUUAUAUGAUUCAUUUUCCUACUCCAAAAAAUUCACUGAAAACCGAUGUGAACAUAGUGAAAAAGUCAGUAAGUGAAUGUCGCAUAAAAAUCGAGCAAAGAAUUACAGGUUUGCGAAGAUCUGGGGCUGAAUAUCUGUUGGGGAAAGGUAUUGGAGCGAGAUCAAUUAUUUCACCGGACAAAGUUGUCAUUCAUAACCAAGAAGAAAGCACAGAUAUUACUCGCAGCCGAGACACUCAAUAUUGGCGCAGUAAAACCGUGUAUGAUAAACUCGAACGAUUAGUAGGAAAGAAAAGCAAACCGGGAGUAUUGACUUAUAGAGACAUCGAGAUUCCAUUUGACAAUGAUAGAUAUCCACAGAUCAGUCGAGAUGAUUUGUGGUUUUGCUUGGGAUUUACAAUCACUGGACCAUAUGCUUAUGAUCCAAUUGUCAAAGACACGUAUGAUGAACUACAAAAGCAAUUUGAACUGAAGCAAAAUAGUGCACAGAAAGGUGACAUGAUGUCGGAGAAAGCAUGGCCAAAACAUUACCCUACUCGACACAAAAUUUCAGAUGCUAAUAAUGCGACCAAAAAGCAAAGUCCAAAACCGAUCUUAGAUAUAGCCUCCGGUACAGUACAACCACAGGAGGGAAAUGAUUCAAAGCCAGAAUUCAGCUCUUCAUCAAACAUUUCCGAAAAUCGAUUAGCAGAUAUUAAAAAAAAUUCACGAUAUCGAAAAACAGUCCGUACUCCAGAAGGAAAUCAACUUAUUUUCCAUCCAGUCAAACUAUCAAAAGGAGGAAAAAUACAACAUGGAGCUGUUGUUCAAGGAGCUAAAAAAUCUGUUGAAUGUCAUCGUCACACUCUGCUCACGGGAAAAGAUUUCCCACCAAACUGUACAUUUGCUCAUUCAUGGAAGAAUGACCCAAAAAGGCAAACUAUUUGUGAAAUCUGCACUAAACGUAGAAGAGAAAAAUGUUGGGACAAAAACCGGCACAAAGCAAAGCAUUAUGAUCUAGGACCGUAUGAAAUAAUUAGACAAAAUUUAAAAGCUCAAGAGUUUUGUGGAGAAGCUCUGGACAUUCAUAAAAAAUUGCAGAGUACUGCUGUUGUCGAUACGAAAAAGGAAAUACAAGAAGAGUGUGAGACCGACGAUUCGAGUGAAAGCGAAGACGAAGACGAAAACAUUGCUGACUUCAAAAAAAAGUUUCUUGAUGAAAACUGCAAGAUCCGUCCUGAAGUUUGGAAAAAAAAAUCGAAUUUCUGUGGAAAAAAACUAUGACGUGUGAAAUCUUGGUGUAAGUUCUACUUUUCUUUCUGUUUUUUCAUCUUUAUUUAUAGUUUUUCGUGGUUGAAUGGAGAAUUUGAAUUAAAUGACUUCCUAAGCCUUCUUUUUAUGUGACCGCGAGCGAUGUAAAAAAAGUAGAUGUAGUUAGAUGUAUUGAAAAUGAAUUUGGAAGAGAGGAUUCUAAAUACUUUGAA